Messenger RNA from Suillus plorans, 800 nucleotides. Its product is annotated as ubiquitin-conjugating enzyme/RWD-like protein. The coding region runs from base 56 to 592 and encodes 178 amino acids. The record is from RefSeq and is a predicted model, not a curated record. The transcript has 9 exons. NCBI's taxonomy places the organism in Eukaryota, Fungi, Basidiomycota, Agaricomycetes, Boletales, Suillaceae.
UGACAGCACGUGACUGAGCGCGUCCACUGUACUCGAACCUACUUGAACUGACCUUAUGGACCAGAUUACUUCCGCACUCGCUCCCUCCAGAACCUCUCAUAAAACUGCCGUCUCUGGCUCAGCACCUGAUGGUCCUGGUAGUGUGACAAAACGCUUGACCAACGAACUCAUGACUUUGAUGAUGUCAUCAUCUCCUGGUAUCUCUGCCUUUCCCAAAAGUGAUGCAAAUCUGUUCGAAUGGGUGGGAACGAUAGAAGGCGCGGCGGGGACUAUUUAUGCCGGACUAUCGUUCCGAAUCUCUAUCUCAUUUCCCAGCAAUUACCCAUACUCACCACCAACGAUCAAGUUUGACACGCCCUGUUAUCACCCCAACGUUGACAUUGCAGGAGGCGCGAUCUGUCUUGAUAUCUUGCAGGACAAAUGGUCUGCCGUUUAUAGUGUGCAAACUGUAUUAUUAUCGUUGCAAUCAUUGCUAGGGGAACCCAACAAUGCUUCUCCACUUAAUGGUGACGCUGCAGGGCUAUGGAAUCAGCCUGACGCCUUCAAAGCUCAACUGCUGAAGCACUACCGCCCAAUUGAGACCUGUACAUGACGCUGUUGUGCCGCUUUGAUGUGUGAGGGUUGCUGGCUCUUUUGUUAUUACAUAUGUCGAUCGUAGUGUUUUCGGACUCGCACAUUUGUAGAUACGGUGAUGUGUUGCCCUUGUCGAUAGUAUAUCCCAUCCUUUGCUAUUAUGAUCCAAUGGGGAUAAGCUUUCACGUUUCAGUAGUCAGUGUGAAGCUUAAUUGCCAGCUCUCUGC